CUUGAACCGGCACAACAAGUUUCCAACAUGCUUGUCGAGGUCGAUGUGCAUAAGGGCGACCAUGGUUUUGGCAUAUACUUCACACGGGUGAAGUCCCAUGUGCUAGUUGAAGGGUUCGUGCGAGCCGACGACGGAACUCCUGGACCCGCCGAACACGCCGGCACGAUAGUCAUCGACGACGUCCUCGAACAGAUCAACGGGCUCGAUAUCACCGGCAUGGAAAUGGCGGACGUGAUCAAUCAACUACGAGCGGCGCCAAGGGGUGUCAAUGUGCUCACGUUUCGGCGGGUUGACGUGGCACCACCUCCGCCGUCCAACAACUUCAUGUCGAUCCCUAUGAACCAAGACGACGAGUGGCAAUCCCCGGAAUGGUGGGACGAGUUUGACAAGCUCAAAGACGCAGAACACGACACGUGGAAUGGUUCGAUCUUGUCCGAAGCGGCGUUUUGCGAUCAUUUGUACGCCGACAGCGACGCCCAGCACAGAUCGUACCUUCGACAGCAAUACCCAAUCAUUAUGGCCAAGUUCCAAGCCAGUUUUCACCCGUGGCCAACCCCUGUCCUAUCGUGUGAACCAACGACGUACUGCCCCCGACAUACAAAGAGCCACAAUGCACUCUCGACGAUCCAACCAUCGGCCUGCUUGAGAGGACUACUUGAAUGCAUUCGCAUCAAAUUUGGCUGGACACGCGGUGAAACCCAAGCGUUUCGGCUUGCGUUGCAAGCCCAGCAUCAGAUCGGGUCUGCCCUCGACUUGGUAUGUGCAAUGCGCCAACGUGAUGGCCGCGCGCUGGUACUACAUCAAGCGGCAGCCCCUAGGCAGCAAUCUACCCCCCAAACCAAGUUUCCCAGGCUGACCAACUCCAUGUGGGCAUUUGUGUCGGCGACUGCCAUGCACGGAUUAUCGGCCGACGAACUCGCGUUCGUGAAUAAUAUUAACGUUAACUAACCUAUAGCUUUCCCGAGUACUACUAUACUUCAGUAGAUGCGCCAAACUUUGUGUCCCAGUACAAUAAU
Messenger RNA from Aphanomyces astaci, 1016 nucleotides. RefSeq lists its product as hypothetical. Gene Ontology annotation, molecular function: protein binding. The coding region runs from base 28 to 948 and encodes 306 amino acids. The transcript has 2 exons. NCBI's taxonomy places the organism in Eukaryota, Oomycota, Saprolegniomycetes, Saprolegniales, Verrucalvaceae. The record is from RefSeq and is a predicted model, not a curated record.